Messenger RNA from Caenorhabditis elegans, 999 nucleotides. It is a transcript of the gene srj-57, whose product is annotated as Serpentine Receptor, class J. Bases 1 to 999 code for a protein of 332 amino acids. Lineage: Eukaryota; Metazoa; Nematoda; Chromadorea; Rhabditida; Rhabditidae. The transcript has 5 exons. The record is from RefSeq and is marked reviewed.
AUGAUCGACGAUUGGUUUUUUCUAUACGUUCCGCGAACUAUCUGCGCGCUCACGUUUUUGGUGAAUCCUGUGUUUGUCUAUCUGAUUUUCACUGAGAAAUCCGCAAACUUCGGUAACUAUCGAUUUUUGCUCCUGUAUUUCGCAAUUUUCAAUUUGAUAUAUUCAGUUGUGAAUGUAGUCGUUCCGUUGGACAUUCAUAGCUACCGAUACUGCUUCUUCCUAACAGUGAGACAUGGUUGGUUUUUCGAAGCUUCCGAAAUCAACUUCCACAUGAUGACUGGCCGUUGCUCCUUGGUAGCUGCAAGCUACGCGGUUCUCCUCAUACAUUUCAUCUAUCGGUACCUUGUGAUCCAUAACUCUAGCCUAACUAGAAAUAACUUUCACUGGUAUUUGACCAUAUCGGCGUUCGUUUUCGUCUUGUACUUUGCGACAUGGCACGCGAUUUGUUACUUCCCAGGACGUGCGAAUGUGGAAAUCAGAGAAUACAUUCGCAAGGACUUUUUCGAGAUUUACGGCACUGAUUCAAUGGAUUUCAAUAUGCUAGGAGCAUUGUUUAACGAAGGAUCAGCUGAGACGACUUUCACAUCUUGGUUGGCAGUAAUGAUGUGGUCCGCGGUAUCAGUUGCAUCCAUUAUUUCAUUUCUAAUCAUGGCUCGAAUGAUAAUGUACAAGCUGAACAAGAUGACUGUCAAUGCUAGUAAGAGAACCUCCAAGUUUCAAUUGGAGCUAUUGAGAGCGUUGAUUGUCCAAACAGUGAUCCCAAUUUUUAUCAGCUUUUCCCCGUGUCUUCUUUGCUGGUACAGUCCAAUGUUUGGCAUUCAACUAGCAAGAGGAUUCAACUACUUCGAAGUCAGUGCACUUGGAGUGUUUGCAUGCGUGGACCCGGUGGCCAUAAUCCUGUGUCUUCCGAUUUUCCGAAAAAGAAUUUUCAAUUUUUGGAGGGGAGUUCCAUCACUUGCAGUUGGCGCAAAAGAGAGCACGGAUCAACGAAAUUCGUAA